CCAAGUGGUUUCGCUCCCAAUCGUCCUUAAUGCUAAACAUUUUAUACUGUCCUGUAUUUCUUUGUCAUUUAUGCAUAAUCCCCUUGUUGAAGCCUAAAAAUCGAAGCUUCUAGGGAUGUCCUUAUUAACAGAGGCUGUGCAGGUCGAAUUCGGAGGUCGAGAGCCAUGGCCCCAAGACGUCACUCUCUACCAGACUGAUCCAGACACCCACAUCCUCCUGCCGGAUUAUGCCUCAUGUCUCGGAGUGAAGGCUUUCCUACACAUGUGUGGGCUCAACUUCCAAACAAAAUGUCGUACAAAUGCAGCCCACAUGUCUCCAUCUGGGAAGAUGCCCUUUGUUCGUGUCGGUCCGAUGAUUGUCUCGGAGUUUGAACCCAUUGUCACAUUUGUGUUGACAAAGGGUCAUCAUUUGAGUGCAGACUCGGAUGAAAUUCAGAAAGCAGAGAUUCGGGCGUACAUAUCGUUGGUGGAUGGUGUGCUGGGAAAUGCAGAGCUGUAUAUCACAUGGUAUGACCCAACGAUAGCCGACGAAAUCACGAAGCCUCGCUUUGGGUCGCCGUAUCCAUGGCCUUUAAAUCGGAUCAUCCCAUGGAUAAGUCAAAGAUCAGAACUCCAGAAACUCAAGACUCUUGGUUGGGCUGAGAAGCCCUUUGACCAGGUGUGCGACGAAGUGACGAGUUGCUGCGCUGCACUUUCAGAGAAACUGGGAAACCAGGACUUCUUUUUUGGAAAUAAACCCACCGAGUUAGAUGCCUCUGUCUACGGCCAUCUCUAUGCCCUACUUACCACAGACCUUCCGAACAAGCAACUUCCAAAGAUAAUCGGCGAACAUCAAAACUUGAUCGACUUUUGUCGGAGAGUUGACUCAAAUUACUUCAAUGGUUCUCACUCGACCUCGCUAGAAACCAGUCUACAACUGUCUCAAGAAUGGGAGGAUGUACAAGCACCUACCGAGAGUGGUGACACAUAGCAUCUAUAAUGCCAUCGCAUAUUUAUAGAAUUUCAUGGACUUUGACAUGCUCACUUUCAAUGCAAGAGGAAAAAUCUGAGUCAACGCAGUGGUAGCUUGUCUUGGACAAGUGAGCACGAGUGAUCUGCAUUUGUUUCUACAGCUGGCGAAAUGUAUUCCUCCUCCGAGCUUUUUUUCACAGUUGACUAGUCAAAAUGUACGAGCACUUUGAACAUUUAUUUACCAAUAGAAAAUGUUUAUUUGA
This is a messenger RNA of Lineus longissimus, 1214 nucleotides long. Its product is annotated as metaxin-2-like. The coding region runs from base 116 to 970 and encodes 284 amino acids. The record is from RefSeq and is a predicted model, not a curated record. The transcript has 7 exons. Gene Ontology annotation, biological process: mitochondrion organization. Lineage: Eukaryota; Metazoa; Nemertea; Pilidiophora; Heteronemertea; Lineidae. Gene Ontology annotation, cellular component: SAM complex; cytoplasm.